UAAUUGUGAACAACAUCUGCAGAUGACGUUACGAGCGUAAUUGUCUUCAAGUUCAUGAUUCACUAUCCGCCAUCUUUUCUUGUCAACGUGGCGCGUAUCUCAUAGGUGAGGGAAGCCAUUUUGAAUUCUCCACAGCCAGUGUGUGCAUUAAGAAGUAUACAGUAAAAAAUGAACUUUAGAAUCUGAGAAAAUAUAAUUUAUUAUGACCAGUGCACCAUGUUUAAGCUGGUACUGACGUUUUUUUCUCUACUGGCGAGUUUCUGGUCGGUGCAUGGCGGAGACUCUCUACAAAUGACGAACCUGGACAACGGCACUUUUCAACAUCAAACCAAACGAAGCUCAUCGCAGUAUGGCACCUCUUACACUGAUGAGAUUAGACAUCCAAUGGCUGAUGGUAAAGAAAUUCACAUCGAAGGAACUGUUAAAACAACGGACAGCAGAUUCACUAUUGAACUGUGUGAAAAACAAAACUGUCUUGUGGACAUCGAAUUUCAAGCCGAUAUUCGAUUUAACACUAGGACACUCGUAAUGAAUUAUAAAAGAAACUUACAAUUUGGACAAGCAACUAUUAGAGAGGGAAUACCAUUGACAACUGCAGGACCAAUUCAAAUAAAAAUAGUAAUAAACCCCCAACAAUUCAAGAUCUAUCUCAACAAAACACCGUUUACUUUUACAACAGUGGUUAGAUGGACAAAGUUAAAGUAUAUAAGGAUUCGUGGGACGACCCAAAUUAAUUGGAUCUUGUAUUCACCAAGGAUGGUUCGCUUUAACGAUCAACUUGCGGUAAAAAGAGUCAUAAUAAUUGGCACUCCUAAUUCUAAUAAUAGAUUUUCAAUUAACCUAAAGAAUUGGAAUGAACAUGCGAAUCGUUCAAAUUGUACAUAUGGAAAUGUCGCCUUGCAUAUUGAUGUUAGGUUUUUUCAGUCAAGGGUUAUCAUUGACUCUAAGGGCUCUAAAUGGACUGGUGAACCAAGUGUGCUCGGACGUGCUCCAUUUGCAAAAGAUUUACAGUUUAAAUUACAAAUCACAAUACGCAAAAACAGAUAUGAGAUUCUCUUUGACGAUGGCAGUGUUUUCAACUGGGCUCAUCUAACUGAGCAAGUAGAUAUGGUGUGUAUUAAUCAAGAUCUGACAAUCAAAAGUAUCCUGACAACAUAAAAACCAAUUUAUUAACCUUGAAGGACAGGGAUAUUGUUUUCAAAAAGCAUUUACCAGUGCCUGAUAAUCUUUAAACCAAACGUUUCUAUUGUUUUAAGCAUUGUGGAAACAUCGGAUUAGAA
This is a messenger RNA of Physella acuta, 1280 nucleotides long. RefSeq names its product 32 kDa beta-galactoside-binding lectin-like. NCBI's taxonomy places the organism in Eukaryota, Metazoa, Mollusca, Gastropoda, Physidae. The record is from RefSeq and is a predicted model, not a curated record. Gene Ontology annotation, molecular function: carbohydrate binding.